Messenger RNA from Spinacia oleracea (spinach), 565 nucleotides. RefSeq lists its product as uncharacterized. The coding region runs from base 105 to 302 and encodes 65 amino acids. The record is from RefSeq and is a predicted model, not a curated record. NCBI's taxonomy places the organism in Eukaryota, Viridiplantae, Streptophyta, Magnoliopsida, Caryophyllales, Amaranthaceae. The transcript is spliced from 3 exons.
AUCUAUAGCUCUUAGAAGCAAAUCAUUGUCACUUCCAUUUUUCACAAGACAAUAAAUCAAAGCAAAAAAUUAUUUCCCUUCACAAGUCAAUUUAUAUAAAAAAAAUGGACUCACAAAACGUUAAUUAUCAUGUUGGUCAGGCCAAGGGCCAAACUGAGGAGAAGGCUAGCAACAUGGCAGACAAAGCUACCUCUGCUGCCCAAUCAACUAAGGAAUCCAUUCAAGAGGCUGGUGCACAAAUGCAAGUUAAGGCACAAGACACUAUGGAUUCAGUUAAGGAAGCCACUGGGAUGAACAAAUGAAGUGUGCACGUGGCUUUUGAAGCCUUUGCCCUGUUUGAUCUCAUGACAAUAGAUGAUAUUAUGACUUAGAAAUAGGAAAUUGAUGUUUGAUUAAUGACUUAGAAAUAGGAAAUUGAUGUUUGAUUAAUUAACAUCCUUUUUAAUAAUUUGUUAAAAUUGAAGCCUCAUCUAAAGUAGUACUUCGUAAUUGUUUUGUCGUUCAAACAUCUUAUAAUUGAUAAAGACAAUAUUAGUCUUUACGGUAAUCGUAUUUUCAAUCCAAA